Molecule: messenger RNA, 1020 nt
Organism: Ricinus communis (castor bean)
Lineage: Eukaryota; Viridiplantae; Streptophyta; Magnoliopsida; Malpighiales; Euphorbiaceae
Exons: 5
Coding region: 34-906 (290 amino acids)
Molecular function (GO): enzyme regulator activity; calcium ion binding
Source: RefSeq, a predicted model, not a curated record
UGACAAAAACCUUAUUAUCCUCACAAGAACUUAAUGGCAUUCAUGGUAUAUCGUGGCAUUUCUUCAGAGGGACAAAAUGAAAUGACAAUUGAGGAGCUCAAACGGUGGUUAAUAUCAUUUGAUACUGAUAAAGACGGCCGGAUAAGCAAAGAAGAGCUUGCAGAUGCUAUCCGAGAAAAUGGCGGAUGGUUCGCGAGAUGGAAAGGAAGGAGAGGGAUAAAGUCUGCAGAUUCCAAUGGCAAUGGAUUCGUUGACGCAAGUGAAAUCGAUAAUCUUAUGGGGUUUGUACAGAAGCACUUAGGCGUCAAGAUCAUAAAAUCUUCACCAGCUCAGUUUCUGCUUUCAGAUGACUAUAUGUUUUCUAAAACCUAUAGCAACGUGUUUCGAUCAUGGACUGCUGUCGAUUUUUUUGGGACAUACGCUGUUGCUGUUCUUGAGUCCCUUAUCCUUGCUGUGGUGCAUUUGAAGUUCAACGUUAAGAUUAAUGUUUUGAGUGCAAUAUCGUUUGCGUCAAGGACCUAUGUUCGCGUUUUAGGUGGGGUUUUUCAUCAUCCUGUGUUUCUUGGUGAAGAUGGUCUUUUCUCGUUUCUUCAGAAUUCUGAUUAUCAAAAGGAAGAAAUGGCAAUCAUGUUAACUCGCACCAUUCCUGAACAUAGGAAACCUGAAAUGACUGUUGAGGAGCUCAAGCGGUGGUUAAGGUCAUUUGAUACUGAUAGAGACGGCAGGAUAAGCAAAGAAGAGCUAGCGGAAGCUAUCCGGGAAAAUGGAGGCUGGUUUGCCAGAUGGAAAGGAAAGAGAGGGGUGAAGUCUGCAGAUUCCAAUGGCAACGGAUUUGUUGAUGCCAAUGAAAUCAGUAAUCUUGUGGAGUUCGCAAAGAAGCACUUGGGCGUCAAGAUCGUAAGCUAGUUAGCAUUUGGUUUGCUCGCUGUCUCAAACCUUUUGUUCAUUAAAUAAGGUUGCUACUUAACUUUAAAAAAAAAGAGUAAAUAAAUAAAUAAAAUGCACCUGUGCCAUUUUUUU